AUGAGCGACCACAGUAACGGCGACCUAGCCAAGGCCACCAAACUCAAAGGCUUUGACAGCUUUGCGAGGUGGCACAAGGAUCUCCAGGCCAUCGCCUACGAAAAGGGCUUUCACGCCGCGCUCAACGGCAAUGAGAAGGACCCUUACCGCAACCCCAAUGCGCCGCGCGACAGCCUCGAGCACGCCGGCACCUCCUUACCAGAGGGCUCAGCCUUCAUCACUCGCCCUGCUCUAGAGGCACGCCACAUGACAGCCAUCUCCGUCAUCCUAGCCACCACCAUGUCCCUCCUCCACGGCGACUCUGUCAAGCCAGAACCCGAUGAGGAAGCCCUUAGCAAGGACGAACGCGACGAGUGGUUCAAGUGGCAAAAGCGCGAGCUCGGCGCACGUGGCGCACUCCUACGCACCGUCGAGCCCCACAUCAUCUCGGACUACGAGCAUCUGUGGUACGCCGCAGACAUCUUCAAGGCCCUCAAACAGCGCUACCUUUCGGACACCAAGCAGCAGGUGAUCCGCAUCCGCUCAGCCAUGGCCACCCUCUUUGUCAAGACCGACGCAAACCUUGAGCAAAAGAAAGCCUACAUGACGACCUUUCGCAAGAAGCUCACCGAGCUCGCCGACCUGGGCUCUCCUCUCACAGAGGAUGAACGCGCCCAGAUGUUCUACAACGGCAUGCCACACGAGCUAGAGGCAACCAUCCGCCGCAUGGCCACAGACGACAAAUGGGAGACCAUCUCGCGCGUCUACGACAGGUACAUCGACUCUGUUAAACGCGAUUUGGAGCGCGAAGGCAAGCACGUCGCAGCCAGCGCAAACAAGAAGGACGACAAGGCCGACGAGGCCAGUACCUCCACUGGCCGUGGCCGCGGCCGCGGACGCGGGCGCGGGCGUGGACGUGGCGGUGCCACCACUGGGCGCACCACGGACACCGACACCGGCACCUCCAACAAACCUCCUCGCUGGUGCGCAUACCACCACGUUUUCUCACACAUGACCAACGAUUGCAACCAGAAGGAGUACCACACGGCCGAGAAUACCAAGGACUCGCCACCUCCUAAGAAGGAGAAGCCCAAGAAGGACGGCGAGGACAAGUCCGGCGCGUCGAUCGCCUCAUACACGCGUAUCCCUGACCACCUCGUGUCGUCAUACUCCCACGCGCCACCGGCACAGGCAGCUGCUGCCACCCUCUCGGACACGCAUGCGCAUCUCCUCAUCGACUCAGGAGCCAACACCUCACUCAUCGGCGACCGCACGCUGCUCAGCAACAUCUGCGCGCUCAAGCGCACCGCCUACUUUGAAAUGGGCGGCACUGGUUACCUCAUCCCCGCGGAUGAGGUUGGUGACAUCAUCAUCACCACCAGUGACGGAUCAGCCACCAUCCCAGACGUGCACUACUCCCCCGGCACUGUCCACAACAUGAUCUCCAAGCGCGUCUGCAAGGAGGCUGGCUGGACCUUUGACGGAGAAGACACCUGGAUGCGCAACGGCGCCGUCAACCUCGAGCUGGACGACAGCCUCAACGCGCGCCCCACGGCGACACUCCGGCGCCCUCAGCGUGCGCAGGUGGCACCAGUGGACAUUGUCCGCGACGACGAAGCUGAACCCGCCAAACCCAAGUACGGCGUUGGCUUUGUCCUUACCAUCCAUCGCCACCUCGCCCACAUGGGCAAGACUAAGAUGAUCGAGCUUGCGCGCGCCGGCCUCCUCACCGGCGUGGACCCAGAAGCCCUGGCCAACUCGGACUACCGGCUGCGUGAUUGCCAACACUGUGCAAUGCACAAGUCCACCAACCACCCACGCGACCAGCACUCAAUGCGCGGCUCUGCCAAGGGUGAGAUGAUCCACAUGGACCUCACCGGCAUGAUCUCCAACACGAGCGAGCGUGGCAACCAGUAUCUCCUCUGCAUGGCAGCAGACUACACUGGAGCCAAGGAGUACAUCCCCCUGCCUAGCAAGUCUGGAGCCCCCAUCCUUGCCGCCGUGCGCAGUUUCGUGCGCCGCAUUGAGAGGCAGACCGGCAUCAAGGUCAAGUGGAUCCGCUCGGACCAGGGAACGGAGUUCCUCAACGACGGCAUGGCCGAGUACUGCGCCGAGGAGGGUAUCAAUCACCAGACCUCCGCUGUCUACACGCCAGAGAACAACAGCGUGGCCGAGCGCGCCAUCCGCACCAUGAAGGAGGGUAUCGCCACCCUCCUUGCCGCCGCACCGCACAUCCCUGAAGACCUAUGGGACUACGCCGCCGAGUACCUCGCCGUCUUAAUCAACAUGGCAUCACUCAAUGAUGACGGCGUAUCGGCGUACGAGCUCAUGACUGGCCGCAAGCCCCACUUUGACAAUCUCAAGCCCUUUGGCACCAAGGUGUACGCGCGGCUUGCAAAGGCCAAGGUCAAACACCUCGACACGUUCGAGCGCCCACGAUCCGUGCCAGGUUGGCUUAUUGGUAUCGACCCACACUGCGCUGGCUGGUGCGUCCUCCUGGAAAACGACCACAGCGUGAUCUACACGCGCGACGUACUCGCUGCAGGGGAGCAAGGACCAGGAGAACCCAUCGCCGCGCCAGACGACAUCGAGUACCUCGAAGACGACCCCGACGCCGAGCAGGAUGACGUCAAUGAUGACGACAUUGCGCCGCCCGGUGAAGCCGCUGCCAUCAUGUACUACGACCAGCCCAUGUCCCUCGCCGCUGCCACCGAGGCCUCCGAAGGCGAUGACACCAUUCCUGUCCACGAGGGCCUACGCGGCGCAGAGCGCGAGCAGUGGCGCAAGGCCAUGGACGCCGAACUCGCCAACCUGCAGAAGUACGGCACCUACGUUGAGGCAGACCUGCCCGAGGGACGCAAACCUCUCUCUGCCAAGUGGGUCCUACGCCGCAAGCGCGACGCCAAUGGCAAGAUUGUCAAGUACAAGGCACGUCUGGUCGCGCGCGGCUUCAUGCAAGUACCAGGCAUCGACUUCGAGGACACGUACGCGCCUGUGAGUCGCAUGGGCACUGUACGCCUGUUCUUCAGCACCUGCGCGGCCAAGAAGUUCAACAUCCGCCAAUGCGACGUCGAAGGAGCCUACCUCAACGGCACGCUGGACGUUGAGCUGUACCUCAGCCCUCCAACCGGCGUUGCUGUCAAACCUGGCAAGGUCCUCAUGCUCAAGAAGGCAAUCUAUGGCCUCAAGCAGUCUGGCCACCACUGGUGGUUGGAGGCCCGCGCCGCCCUGCUCGAGCUCGGCUUUGAGGCCUGCGAAGACGACUGGGGUUUCUACCGCCGCAAGACCGACGGAGCGCUCGUGACCAUCUACGUGGACGACUUCCUCAUCGGUACAGCCACCACAAAGCAGGCCGACGACAUUAUCACCGCCCUCCGCAAGCGCUGGACAGUUGUCGACCUGGGCUACCCCUCACAAAUGCUCGGCAUCCGCGUUGAGAAGCGCGGCGACACCAUUGCGCUCAACCAGGCCACCUACAUUGAGCACAUUGCCAAGAAGCACAAGGUGGAGAACUGGAAGACUGGCAAGACAUGCCCUCUGCCAACUGCAGGGGAGCUACCCGGCUCUGAGGACGGCGACGAGCUCAGCGCAACCUUCACCUCCGAGUACAGGACCAUGACAGGCGGCGUCCUUUGGACAGCAAGCGUAUCACGCCCAGACAUCGCCUACACAGCUGGCUAUCUCGCGCGCUUCAACAACAAGCCCACCACAGUUCACCUUGCGACAGCGCGUCGCACCAUUGGCUACCUGUGGCACACGCGCAACCAGUGGCUUAUCCUCGGCAGCGACCCAAAGCAGACCAGGCCUGACGUGUACGCGGACUCGGACCUCGGCGGCUGCGUGGACACACGCCGCUCUACCACCGGCUACGUCGCAUUCUUCCUGGGCUCGCCAAUCACAUGGCAAUCGCGCCGCCAACAGACCACAGCCACGUCCACGACCGAGGCUGAGUACAUGGCCAUCUGCGAAGCUGGCCUAGAAACUGUCUUCCUCCGGCGCAUGGCUGAAUUUGUGGGCUACCCCCAGGACAAGCCGUCCACCCUGUACGUGGACAACACAGGCGCAAUCUCGUUGGCAAACAAGCCUACUGCGCACUCGCGCUCAAAGCACAUCGAGCGCCGCUACCACAAGAUCCGCGACCUGGUCAACACUGGCCAGUUUGCUUUGCAGCACGUACCCGCCGACAAGCAGAUUGCCGACGGCCUCACAAAGGCUUUGAGUGGCCCCAUGCAGGCCAAGGCCUGCAAGGAUCUCAAGCUCCGCGCCUGA
This is a messenger RNA of Vanrija pseudolonga, 4248 nucleotides long. It is a transcript of the gene POLX, whose product is annotated as Retrovirus-related Pol polyprotein from transposon TNT 1-94. The coding region runs from base 1 to 4248 and encodes 1415 amino acids. NCBI's taxonomy places the organism in Eukaryota, Fungi, Basidiomycota, Tremellomycetes, Trichosporonales, Trichosporonaceae. Gene Ontology annotation, molecular function: nucleic acid binding. Gene Ontology annotation, biological process: DNA integration. The transcript is spliced from 2 exons. The record is from RefSeq and is a predicted model, not a curated record.